AUGGCAUCGCGUCAAGCCAUAAAAGUCGGCACUAAACUUGUUAAACCAGUGCUUUCUAUUAAUGCUCAAGAAGCAAGAGCAAGGGUUUUAAGCCUUUAUAAAGCAUGGUAUCGUCAAAUUCCAUACGUAGUAAAAGAAUAUGAUAUACCAAAAUCUGAGGAACAGUGCCGAGCUAAACUCAAAGAAAUUUUUGUAAAUAACAAAAAUGUCACUGAUAUUAGGGUUAUCGAUAUGCUGGUUAUUAAGGGUCAAAUGGAACUCAAAGAAACAGUUAACAUAUGGAAACAGAAGGGACAUAUAAUGGCAUAUUUCAAACCAACUGAAGAACCUAAACCAAAAGAUUUUCUUUCCAAGUUCUUCUCUGGCAACGAA
Iphiclides podalirius (scarce swallowtail) is the source of this 372-nucleotide messenger RNA. Lineage: Eukaryota; Metazoa; Arthropoda; Insecta; Lepidoptera; Papilionidae. The record is from the annotation of a GenBank genome assembly.